GGGAGUCGGAGGGGAUGGCGUGCGGUCGGCUGUGUAGUUCUGUAGUGAUGGGGAGGAGGAGGAGGAGGUAUCAGUUCCGGACUGCGAGCACCGUGCACAACAGGAGGAGAGACAGGACUGGAAGGUUUCGGGAUGCAGCCUCCGCCGAGAAAAGUAAAAGCCACCCAAGAGGUUAAGGUGCGUUUUGGAGAGCAGCUGUCCAGCCUCCAAAAUAAGCAGCUUCAAGAUACUGAGCUUCUGGAAGAUAUCAGGUCAUUCUGCAAACAGAGAGCAGCGGUUGAAAAAGAGUAUGGGCAGGCACUGCAGAGACUGGCUAGUCAAUACCUUAAAAGAGACUGGCAUCGUGGGAAAAAUGAGACCAGUGAAUGCAGGAGUGUGUAUUCAGUGUGGAGGUCCGUAGUAGAAGGCACUGCUUCCAUUGGACAAACCAGAGUAACUUCCGCUGAAAACUAUAGGAACUUGACCUCCGAAGCUGCAAAAACAGCCAGAUCAGCAAAGGAACUUUUACUAAAAAAGAGCAUUGAACAACUACUAAAAGUACAGAACGAGCUGCUGGAGACUAUGAAAGAAGUAAACAAGACCAAGAAACGUUAUGUCCAGCUGGAACGGGUUAGCGAGGUUGCCAAGGAAAAGGCAAUGGACACGGAGGCAAGGUUAAAGAAAAGUGAACAUAGUAUCUUCCACUCAAAGGCAAGCCUACAGAAGCUAAGUGCCAAGUUUUCUACACAGUUGGUUGAGUAUAAUCAGCAGUUUUCAGAGGCACGGAAUGAAUACCUACUGGCACUAGCAGCAGCAAAUGCCCACCUCAACCAUUACUACCAAACACACCUUCCUGAUAUCAUGACGUGUUUAGAUGGCGAUAUUUAUGAUAGGCUUCGUGAUUACCUGACGCUGAUCAGUAACACAGAGCUGAAUACCUGCAAGUUCACACAAGAGCGAUUCAAAGACAUAUUAGUGGCUUCCCAGCAGGUAUCUCGGCAGCAAAAUCUUCAGCUUUUCUUGAAAGACACCAACCUUUUCUCCCCCACUUUAAUACAAAAAUUCCAGCCUGCAGGAUCAGAUAAGGUGUCCACUCUGGAAUCCCUCACCAAAGGCCCAAAUGUGGAGAGUGUGCUGGAUAAGGAGGCACGAAGAUGGACAAGCAGAGCUGCGCGAGAUUAUAAACUGAAAACCCACGGGGAGCGGGUCCUGCAAAGGUUGGAAGCUAAAAGGGCAACUGCCUCUGAAGAAGAAUUUUCCAGUAUGGAAUUAAAGACGGAGGAAGUAAAGGAAAGUGUGAGGAAAGCCGAGGUCAGUAAGGUGAAGGCCGAUGCCAGGGUGGAGCUCUUGCGUCAGAUUGGUGUAGAUGUAGACACGUGGCUCUCGGGUGCCAUGAUGCAGGCGAAUGAAGAACUUGAGCAGGAAAGACGGCUGAGUGAAGCCAGGAUGUCCAAUGGAGAAUUGUCACCAACAAUGGAUGAAUUUGAUUUCACAGACUUUGAAGACUGUGAUGACAACGGUGAUAUAUUUGAAGAAUCCAGCCUGAACUUAAGUGGCUCGCGUCCGUAUCCCUUUCCUUGUCAAGUCUUGUACAGUUACCAGUCUUCACAGUCCGACGAGCUUUCCAUCACUCAAGGAGAACAACUGGAGGUCAUUGAAGAUGGUGAUGUAGAAGAAUGGGUUAAGGCUCGGAACAAGAGUGGGCAAGUUGGAUAUGUGCCAGAGAAGUAUAUUACUAUAAUAAAUCAUUCUGCUGUGAACCAGAAACUUGCUAAUUGGACAGAUACAAGUCACAAGAGCGGCACCAAUAAAGAGCUUACUGGGAUACUGGAAAUGGACUGGACUCAAACAGGAGUAUGCCUUGCAAGGGCGCUUUAUGAGUAUGAAGGCCAAAGUGAAGAAGAGCUCACGUUUCCAGAAGGAGCCAUCAUCCAGAUUAUUCGGAAGGAAGAGGGAGGUGUAGAUGACGGGUUUUGGAAGGGAGAAUUUAAUGGACGAGUGGGAGUCUUUCCAUCACUGGUAGUUGAAGAGUUAUCGGGGGAAACUCCAGAGACCAACGAAGAAUUGCCAUCCCCAGCUCCGCCGCCAUUCUUACCACCCACCCUCGCACCUUUCUCCGGCCAAACAACUCCGCUCCCUGGAGCAGCAGCCGACUCAUCUACAGAUCCCAGACAAAAUGGUUCCCAGAGCUCUCAGGGGUCACCAGACUUUGCAGCAACAAGAUUAAGACCCAUGCGGGCAGCUCCUCCCCCACCAACAAAGCCAACCGAAACCGGAGGAUUAGAAAGUUCACCUUGAACAACUUUUUGCCGUUGUAGUGAUGCCAGAAGCAUUUUGGCAUGAAAUAAAAUAAAUAUCCGUAAUCCGUUGGGUCUAGACGCACAGCAUUAUGGGAAAUAUGUAUGAGAUGUGUGAGCAUAAGAUGGAGUGCAACCGCACAAUAAGCAGGAACCUCACAACUACUGCCGGGACUGAAGUACUAGGGCAGGAACCAAUAAGACUUGAGGGAAAUGCUUCUUUUUGCACUAUUGAGAACCUAUCCAUGAAUGUUUUUUGUUCUCUUGUUUAGCUUUAAUGUAAGAUAUAUUUUACUGCCUAAAAUAUGAAAAGUAUUUACCAAAGUAAGUUGGUCGGAACAAAGUGUUUUGGCUUGAUAUUUGCACCAGUUCUCUAGUAAAACUUGUUUAUUUUCA
Molecule: messenger RNA, 2672 nt
Organism: Xenopus laevis (African clawed frog)
Lineage: Eukaryota; Metazoa; Chordata; Amphibia; Anura; Pipidae
Gene: fchsd1.S
Product: FCH and double SH3 domains 1 S homeolog
Exons: 20
Coding region: 133-2277 (714 amino acids)
Biological process (GO): neuromuscular synaptic transmission; positive regulation of supramolecular fiber organization; membrane organization
Cellular component (GO): neuromuscular junction; perikaryon; recycling endosome
Source: RefSeq, a predicted model, not a curated record